UCUAUUGGACAGUGAGUUGAAGUUGCCUGACUGAGCCACUCCUUCUCUCUUUUCCCUGCCUGCUACCUGUUGCUGCUUCAACUUUUAACCCCCAACCGUCCUCCACCAAAGUUCCUGAAGCUGCAGCAACUGGCAAUUUGGGGCAUACCAUACAUGGACUACUAGAGAGUCUUCAACAGGACAGCAAGUAACGUAAGCCACCAAAACAUCUAAAAUGGGGAAGCAGAACAGCAAACUCCGCCCAGAGGUGAUGCAGGAUCUGCUGGAGAGCACAGACUUCACCGAAGCUGAGAUCCAGGAGUGGUAUAAGGGCUUCCUGAGAGACUGCCCCAGCGGGAACCUCUCCAUGGAGGAGUUUAAGAAGAUCUACGGUAACUUCUUCCCUUACGGAGACGCCUCCAAGUUCGCAGAGCACGUCUUCCGCACCUUCGACGCAAACGGGGACGGCACCAUAGACUUCCGGGAGUUCAUCAUCGCUCUGAGCGUCACGUCGCGCGGCCGCCUGGACCAAAAACUGAAGUGGGCCUUCAGCAUGUACGACCUGGACGGGAACGGAUACAUCAGCAAGGCAGAGAUGCUGGAGAUCGUACAGGCGAUCUACAAGAUGGUUUCCUCUGUCAUGAAAAUGCCGGAGGAUGAGUCGACACCUGAGAAACGCACAGACAAAAUCUUCAGGCAGAUGGACACAAAUCGUGAUGGUAAACUGUCUCUGGAGGAGUUUGUUGAGGGAGCAAAGAACGAUCCGUCUAUCGUGCGGCUGCUGCAGUGUGAUCCCAGCAGCGUAGGGCAGUAGAACAACGUACUGUCUGCAGGCAUCUAGUAUUAUUUAUUCAGGUCAAAGCAUUCUCCUUCAAUCACCCAGUAGUGACUAACUGUACAACAGAUCGACAUCGAGCAGAUCAAAAUGGACCCAAGCAGAGGAGCCACAUACUGGACCACCACAUACUAGACCACCACAUACUUGAGCAUCACAUACUGGACCAUCACAUAUUGGCCAUUACAUACUGCACCAUCACAUACUAGACCAUCACAUACUGGACAAUCACAUACUGCAGCAUCACAUAUUGCACCAUCACAUACUGGACCAUUAUACUAGACCAUCACAUACUAGACCAUCACAUACUAGACCACCACAUACUGCACCAUCACAUAUUGCACCAUCACAUACUGGACCAUUAUACUAGACCAUCACAUACUGGACAUGCACAUACUGGACCAUCACAUACUGCACCAUCACAUAUUGCACCAUCACAUACUGGACCAUUAUACUAGACCAUCACAUACUAGACCAUCACAUACUAGACCACCACAUACUGCACCAUCACAUACUGGACAUGCACAUACUGGACCAUCACAUACUGGACCAUCACAUACUAGACCAUCACAUACUGGACAAUCACAUACUGCACCAUCACAUAUUGCACCAUCACAUACUGGACCAUUAUACUAGACCAUCACAUACUAGACCAUCACAUACUAGACCAUCACAUACUAGACCACCACAUACUGCACCAUCACAUACUGGACAUGCACAUACUGGACCAUCACAUACUAGACCAUCACAUACUUGACCAUCACAUACUAGACCAUCACAUACUGGACCAUCACAUACUGGACUAUUAUACUGGACCAUCACAUACUGGACCAUCACAUACUGGACCAUCACAUACUGAACCAUCACAUACUAGACCAUCACAUACUGGACCAUCACAUACUGCGCCAUCACAUACUAGACCAUCACAUACUGGACCAUCACAUACUGGACCAUCACAUACUGGACUAUUAUACUGGACCAUCACAUACUGGACCAUCACAUACUAGACCAUCACAUACUUGGCCAACACAUACUAGACCAUCACAUACUGAACCAUCACAUACUGGACCAUCACAUACUGGACCAUUACAUACUGGACCAUUAUACUGGACCAUUAUACUGGACCAUCACAUACUGGACCAUCGCAAACUGCACCAUCACAUGCUGGGCCAUCACCUACUAGACCAUCACAUACUGGACCAUCACAUACUGGACCAUCACAUACUAGACCAUCACAUACUAGACCACCACAUACUGCACCAUCACAUACUGGACCAUCACAUACUGGACCAUCACAUACUAGACCAUCACAUACUGGACCAUCACAUACUAGACCAUCACAUACUUGACCAACACAUACUAGACCAUCACAUACUGAACCAUCACAUACUGGACCAUCACAUACUGGACCAUUACAUACUGGACCAUUAUACUGGACCAUUAUACUGGACCAUCACAUACUGGACCAUCGCAAACUGCACCAUCACAUGCUGGGCCAUCACCUACUAGACCAUCACAUACUGGACCAUCACAUACUGGACCAUCACAUACUAGACCAUCACAUACUAGACCACCACAUACUGCACCAUCACAUACUGGACCAUCACAUACUGGACCAUCACAUACUAGACAAUCACAUACUGGACCAUCACAUACUAGACCAUCACAUACUUGACCAACACAUACUAGACCAUCACAUACUGAACCAUCACAUACUGGACCAUCACAUACUGGACCAUUACAUACUGGACCAUUAUACUGGACCAUUAUACUGGACCAUCACAUACUGGACCAUCGCAAACUGCACCAUCACAUGCUGGGCCAUCACCUACUAGACCAUCACAUACUGGACCAUCACAUACUGGACCAUCACAUCCUAGACCAUCACAUACUAGACCACCACAUACUGCACCAUCACAUACUGGACCAUCACAUACUGCACCAUCACAUACUGGACCAUUGCAUACUGCACCAUCACAUACUGGACCAUCACAUACUGGACCAUCACAUACUGGACCAUUAUACUGGACCAUCACAUACUGGACCAUCACCUACUGGAACAUUAUAAUGGACCAUCACAUACUGCACCAUCACAUACUGGACCAUUAUACUGGACCAUCACAUACUGGACCAUCACUUACUGGAACAUUAUACUAGACCAUCACAUACUGGACCAUCACAUACUAGACCAUCACAUACUAGACCACCACAUACUGCACCAUCGCAUACUGGACCGGACCAUCACAUACUGGACCAUCACAUACUGGAUCAUCACAUACUGGACCAUCACAUACUCGACCAUCACAUACUAGACCACCACAUACUGCACCAUCGCAUACUGGACCGGACCAUCACAUAUUGCACCAUCACAUACUGGACCAUCACAUACUGCACCAUCACAUACUGGACCAUCACAUACUAGACCAUCACAUACUGGACCAUCACAUACUGCACCAUCACAUACUAGACCAUCACAUACUAGACCAACACAUACUGCACCAUCACAUACUGGACCGGACCAUCACACACUGGACCAUUAUACUGGACCAUCACAUACUGGACCAUCACAUACUAGACCAUCACAUACUGGGCCAUCACAUACUGCACCAUCACAUACUGGACCAUCACAUACUAGACCAUCACAUACUGGACCAUCACAUACUAGACCAUCACAUACUGGGCCAUCACAUACUGGACCAUCACAUACUGCACCAUCACAUACUGGACCAUCACAUACUAGACCAUCACAUACUGGGCCAUCAUAGACAUUCAUUGUAUUCUAAUGGUUACAGUUAGGAUCAAGGUUUACUAUUUUGAUCCAAGAUCAGUGGUGAAGUGCUGUUUCUACUUAAAGCCAAGAAACACAAUUCUGCCAUGAGCAACUGAACUGAAAGGAGGGAGAAAAGUAUUGGAGAAACAUGACACCAGAUGGAAGCUAUUGAUCUCCCCUACUGUAGAUGGAAGCUAUUGAUCUCCCCUACUGUAGAUGGAAGCUAUUGAUCUCCCCUACUGUAGAUGGAAGCUAUUGAUCUCCCCUACUGUAGAUGGAAGCUAUUGAUCUCCCCUACUGUAGAUGGAAGCUAUUGAUCUACCCUACUGUAGAUGGAAGCUAUUGAUCUCCCCUACUGUAGAUGGAAGCUAUUGAUCUCCCCUACUGUAGAUGGAAGCUAUUGAUCUCCCCUACUGUAGAUGGAAGCUAUUGAUCUCCCCUACUGUAGAUGGAAGCUAUUGAUCUCCCCUACUGUAGAUGGAAGCUAUUGAUCUACCCUACUGUAGAUGGAAGCUAUUGAUCUCCCCUACUGUAGAUGGAAGCUAUUGAUCUACCCUACUGUAGAUGGAAGCUAUUGAUCUCCCCUACUGUAGAUGGAAGCUAUUGAUCUACCCUACUGUAGAUGGAAGCUAUUGAUCUCCCCUACUGUAGAUGGAAGCUAUUGAUCUACCCUACUGUAGAUGGAAGCUAUUGAUCUCCCCUACUGUAGAUGGAAGCUAUUGAUCUCCCCUACUGUAGAUGGAAGCUAUUGAUCUCCCCUACUGUAGAUGGAAGCUAUUGAUCUCCCCUACUGUAGAUGGAAGCUAUUGAUCUCCCCUACUGUAGAUGGAAGAGAGAGUGUAUGAGCGAAAAGAGGUAGCUAGAAGAUUUAUUAUAAUAUUUGACAUUUUGCAGCAAUGAAACAUUUUCACUUUAAGAUUUUGAAUUUUAAUGUUUGGAAUAUUUUGACUGCAAACAUGAUAGAAUGAUGUGUACAAUAUAAUCAUAUUUAUUGUAGGAUCGUAUUGAAAACAGAGAGGACCACACAUGUUGCUAUGCAUUUAUCUGUCUACAUCCUCCUCUGCUUCAACAAGACUCACAGGGCAACAGCUCUCCUUUUUAGAGAAACACAAAUCUAUCAUCAUCAUCUAUCUCUAACACCAGUAGUGUUCACAGGUUUCAGAUUACACCACACACAGUGAAAUGUAUGCCACUGGCUGGGUCCCUGAAAUGCUUAAAUAUCCACACAGUGAAAUGUAUGCCACUGGUUGGGUCCCUGAAUUUCUUAAAUAUCCAUUGUAAGGACAAUACACAUGCAGACUUAUCCUAUCACACAUUCUGUGACACGGUGUAACAUAUCAAGGCAGGUAACCUAGGGGCGGCAGGUAGCCUAGGGGAGGCAGGCAGCCUAGGGGCGGCAGGUAGCCUAGGGGCGGCAGGUAGCCUAGGGGAGGCUGGUAGCCUAGGGGAGGCAGGUAGCCUAGGGGAGGCUGGUAGCCUAGGGGAGGCAGGUAGCCUAGGGGCGGCAGGUAACCUAGGGGCGGCAGGUAGCCUAGGUGAGGCAGGUAGCCUAGGGGAGGCAGGUAGCCUAGGGGCGGCAGGUAGCCUAGGGAAGGCAGGUAACCUAGGGGCGGCAGGUAGCCUAGGGGCGGCAGGUAGCCUAGGGGAGGCAGGUAACCUAGAGGCGGCAGGUAGCCUAGGGGCGGCAGGUAGCCUAGGGGAGGCUGGUAGCCUAGGGGAGGCAGGUAGCCUAGGGGAGGCAGGUAGCCUAGGGGAGGCAGGUAGCCUAGGGGAGGCAGGUAACCUAGGGGAGGCAGGUAGCCUAGGGGCGGCAGGUAGCCUAGGGGAGGCAGGUAGCCUAGGGGAGGCAGGUAGCCUAGGGGAGGCAGGUAGCCUAGGGGCGGCAGGGAGCCUAGGGGCGGCAGCUAGCCUAGGGGCGGCAGGUAGCCUAGGGGAGGCUGGUAGCCUAGGGGAGGCUGGUAGCCUAGGGGCGGCAGGUAGCCUAGGGGUGAGAGCGUUUGGCCAGAAACCAAAAUUUGUCAUUUGAGCAUUUCUCCUUUGCCAAGAUAAUCCACCCACCUGACAGGUGUGGCAUAUCAAGAAGCUGAUGAAACAGCAUGAACAUUACCCAGGUGCACCUUAUGCUAGGGACAAUAAAAGGCCACUCUAAAAUGUGAAGUUUUGUCACACAACACAAUGCCACAGAUGUCUUAAGUUGAGGAAGAGUGCAAUUCAAAUCAAAAUUUUAAUUCUCUGGCAACAGCUCUGGUGGACAUUCCUGCGGUCAGCAUGCCAAGCAUUUCGCUACACCCUCAACAACAUCUGCUAACCACGUGUAUGUAACCAAUAAUGUUAAUUUCUCUACCAUAAGCCACCUCUUAUGUCAUUUUAAAGAAUUCGGCACUAUGUCCAACCGGCCUCACAACUGCAGACCAUGUGUAUGGCGUCGUAUGGUCUGGCAUAAGCUACAGACAAUGAACACCAAAUACAUUUUAUCAACGGCAAUUUGAAUGCACAAAAAUACAGUGACGAGAUCCUGAGGACCAUUGUAGGGUACAAAUGUAUAUAUAUCCAUACCAUAAUAUUAUGUAGCGAUAUGAAUACAGUCCCU
Molecule: messenger RNA, 6174 nt
Organism: Oncorhynchus keta (chum salmon)
Lineage: Eukaryota; Metazoa; Chordata; Actinopteri; Salmoniformes; Salmonidae
Product: neurocalcin-delta A
Exons: 4
Coding region: 215-793 (192 amino acids)
Biological process (GO): calcium-mediated signaling
Cellular component (GO): cytosol
Molecular function (GO): calcium ion binding; actin binding; tubulin binding
Source: RefSeq, a predicted model, not a curated record